Molecule: messenger RNA, 2959 nt
Organism: Acinonyx jubatus (cheetah)
Lineage: Eukaryota; Metazoa; Chordata; Mammalia; Carnivora; Felidae
Gene: ELP2
Product: elongator acetyltransferase complex subunit 2
Exons: 21
Coding region: 154-2556 (800 amino acids)
Biological process (GO): tRNA wobble uridine modification
Cellular component (GO): elongator holoenzyme complex
Molecular function (GO): protein binding
Source: RefSeq, a predicted model, not a curated record
GGACCCGGCGUGGGCGUGGCCGCCUCCGCCCCGCCCUCGGACGCCUCUGAAAAGCGGUGUGGAUAACGCCUGCAGGAAAGGCCACCACGCGGGUAGUUCCGCUCCGAGGGCGGAAGUGCGCGUCCAGGCCUCCGCCGCGGCCCAGCCAGCAACAUGGUAGCGCCCGUGCUGGAGGUAACUCACGUGUUUUGCUGCCCAAACCGGGUGCGGGGAGCCCUGAGCUGGAACUCCGGGCCCGGAGGACUUUUGGCCUUCGGCACAUCCUGUUCCGUGGUGCUCUAUGACCCUCAGGAAAGGGUUGUCAUCACCAACCUGAAUGGUCACACUGCUCGGGUCAAUUGCGUACAGUGGAUUUGUAAACAAGAUGGUUCUCCUUCUACUGAAUUACUUUCUGGAGGAUCUGAUAAUCAAGUGAUUCACUGGGAAAUAAAGAAUAAUCAGCUUUUAAAAGCAGUCCAUCUCCAAGGCCACGAAGGACCUGUUAAUGCAGUGCAUGCUCUUUACCAGAAGAGGGCGUCAGGCAUUGCAUUCCGUACACUGAUGGUGUCUGCAGCUUCUGAUUCUACUGUUCGAGUCUGGUCUAAAAACGGUUCAGAAGUACCAAUAUUAGCAUGUGGCGAUGAUGACUGCAAAAUUCACUUAUUCGUUCAACAAAAUGACCAGUUUCAGAAAGUGCUUUUUCUCUGUGGACAUGAGGAUUGGAUAAGAGGCGUGGAAUGGGCAACCUUUGGUAGAGAUCUUUUCCUGGCGAGCUGCUCACAAGAUUGCCUGAUACGAAUAUGGAAGCUGUAUGUAAAAUCAACAUCUUUAGAAACUCAGGAUGAUGAUAAUAUAAAGCUGAAGGAAAACACUUUUACGAUAGAAAAGGAAGGUAUUAAAAUAGCAUUUGCGGUUACUCUAGAGACUGUGCUGGCUGGUCAUGAAAACUGGGUAAAUGCAGUUCACUGGCAGCCUUCAUUCUACAAAGAUGGUCUUCUGCAGCAGCCAAUGAGAUUGUUGUCCGCCUCAAUGGAUAAAACCAUGAUUCUCUGGGCUCCAGAUGAAGAGUCUGGAGUUUGGCUGGAACAGGUUCGAGUAGGUGAAAUAGGUGGAAAUACUCUGGGAUUUUAUGAUUGCCAGUUCAAUGAAGAUGGCUCCAUGAUCAUUGCUCAUGCUUUCCAUGGAGCAUUGCACCUUUGGAAACAGAAUACGGCUAACCCAAGAGAGUGGACUCCAGAGAUUGUUAUCUCAGGGCACUUUGAUGGUGUCCAAGACCUGAUGUGGGAUCCGGAAGGAGAGUUUAUCAUCACUGUUGGUACUGACCAAACAACUCGACUUUUUGCUCCAUGGAAGAGAAAAGACCAAUCACAGGUUACUUGGCAUGAAAUUGCCAGGCCUCAGAUACAUGGGUAUGACCUGAAAUGUUUGGCGAUGAUUAGUCGGUUUCAGUUUGUGUCUGGAGCAGAUGAGAAGGUUCUUCGAGUAUUUUCUGCACCUCAGAAUUUUGUGGAAAAUUUUUGUGCCAUUACAGGCCAGUCACUGAAUCUUGUGCUUUGUAAUCAAGAUGGUGAUCUUCCAGAAGGAGCUACUGUCCCUGCGUUGGGGUUAUCAAAUAAAGCUGUCUUUCAGGGAGAUCUAGUUUCUCAGCCUUCUGAUGAAGAGGAGCUAUUAACGAGUAAUGGUUUUGAGUAUCAACCAGUGGCCUUUCAGCCUUCCAUACUUACUGAACCUCCCACUGAGGGUCAUCUUCUGCAGAAUACUUUAUGGCCUGAGGUUCAAAAACUAUAUGGACACGGUUAUGAAAUAUUUUGUGUUGCUUGUAGCAAUUCAAAGACUCUGCUUGCCUCAGCAUGUAAGGCAGCUAAGAAAGAGCAUGCAGCUAUCAUUCUUUGGAACACUACCUCUUGGAAACAGGUGCAGAAUUUAGUUUUCCACAGUUUGACUGUCACACAGAUGGCCUUCUCACCUAACGACAGGUUCUUACUAGCUGUUUCCAGAGAUCGAACUUGGUCACUGUGGAAAAGGCAGGACACAGUCUCACCUGAAUUAGACCCAAUUUUCAGCCUCUUCGCCUUCACCAACAAGAUAACUGCUGUGCACAGUAGAAUUAUUUGGUCUUGUGAUUGGAGUCCUGAUAGCGUGUAUUUCUUCACUGGGAGUCGGGACAAAAAGGUGGUUGUCUGGGGUGAGUGUGACUCCAGUGAUGACUCCGUCGAGCACAACAUUGGCCCCUGCUCCUCUGUCCUGGAUGUGGGGGGAGCAGUGACAGCCGUCAGUGUCUGCCCCGUGCUUAACUGUGCCCAACGAUACGUUGUUGCCGUAGGAUUAGAGUGUGGAAAGAUUUGUUUAUACACUUGGAAAAAAACUGAUCAAGUUCCAGAAAUAAAUGACUGGACUCACUGUGUAGAAACAAGUCAAAGCCAAAGUCAUACACUUGCUGUCAAAAAAUUAUGCUGGAAGAAUUGUAAUGGGAAAACCGAACAGAACGGAACAGAAGGUGCUGAGUGGUUACACUUCGCAAGUUGUGGUGAAGAUCAUACUGUGAAGAUACACAGAGUUAACAGACGUGCACUGUAACGGACUUAGUAACUAUAGGCAUACAGGCACUGGUGUCUUAAGCUAUUUGUCAUGUAAAUAGAUGACUUUCUUUACCUCAAAAUUUCAUUGAUUUUCAUUUUUAAGUCCUACAGCAGUAGUACUACUCACUGGGUCACAGACCCUUUGAAAUGUGAUGACAGCUGCAGACUCUUGUCACAGAUGUGUAUAUGCACACACCCUUGGAACCUUGCCCACACUUUCAGGGGUCCAGACCUGCAUUUCUGUGUCCCAGAUUAAGAACCACAUUCUUCGUGACUGAAUUUGCCUAAUUUUGUGUUAACGUGUGGGGCCUUUUCUUUUCAUACGUCUGUCUUUGGGACAUUGCCUUGUUUAUUACCCUCUUCAAAGGGAGGACAUAGAAAAUAAAAAGAGAUAAAACUCA